CCUAUCGUGUGGGCCAUGUCUUCCUCUGAUGAAGAGACCCUCAGCGAGAGGUCGUGCCGGAGCGAGAGGUCGUGCCGAAGCGAGAGGUCCUACAGAAGCGAGAGGUCGGGAAGUCAGUCUCCUUGUCCCCCAGGCGACACCUUACCCUGGAAUUUACCCCUGCAUGAGCAGAAGAAGCGGAAGAGCCAGGAUUCAGUGCUGGAUCCAGCAGAGAGAGCCGUUGUCAGAGUAGCUGAUGAACGGGACCGAGUCCAGAAGAAAACUUUCACCAAGUGGGUCAAUAAGCACCUGAUGAAGGUGCGCAAGCAUAUCAAUGACCUGUAUGAAGACCUGCGAGAUGGGCAUAACCUGAUCUCUUUGCUGGAGGUUCUGUCAGGAGUGAAACUGCCACGUGAGAAGGGCAGGAUGCGUUUCCACAGGUUACAGAAUGUGCAGAUUGCUCUGGACUUCCUGAAGCAGCGACAGGUGAAGCUGGUGAACAUUCGCAAUGAUGACAUUACAGAUGGCAACCCGAAGCUGACCCUGGGCCUCAUAUGGACCAUUAUUCUCCACUUUCAGAUCUCUGAUAUCUACAUCAGUGGGGAGUCAGGGGACAUGUCUGCUAAGGAGAAACUGCUUCUGUGGACCCAGAAGGUGACUGCAGGUUACGUGGGAGUGAAGUGCACCAACUUCUCUUCGUGCUGGAGCGAUGGGAAGAUGUUCAAUGCACUCAUUCACAGAUACAGGCCGGAUAUGGUGGACAUGGAGCGGGUGCAGAUACAGAGUAACCGGGAGAAUCUGGAACAGGCCUUUGAGGUUGCAGAGAGGCUUGGAGUCACCCGGUUGCUGGAUGCCGAAGAUGUGGAUGUCCCAUCUCCAGAUGAGAAGUCUGUGAUAACGUAUGUGUCUUCAAUCUACGAUGCCUUUCCCAAGGUCCCCGAGGGAGGAGACGGGAUCAGUGCGAUAGAGGUGGAUUCAAGGUGGCUAGAGUACCAGAAUCGUGUGGACUCCCUCAUCCCUUGGAUCAAACAGCACACGAUACUGAUGUCAGAUACAUCAUUCCCCCAGAACCCUGUUGAGCUAAAGGCACUUUAUAAUCAGUACAUACACUUCAAAGAAACGGAAAUCCCAACAAAAGAACAAGAAAAAGGGAGGAUAGAGGAGUUGUAUAAACUACUAGAGGUAUGGAUUGAAUUCGGCCGCAUCAAGCUGCCCCAAGGUUACCACCCCAAUGACGUGGAGGAGGAAUGGGGCAAGCUGAUCAUAGAGAUGCUGGAGUGUGAGAAGUCAUUGCGGCCAGCAGUGGAGAGGCUGGAAUUGCUGCUACAAAUCGCUAACAAAAUUCAGAAUGGUGCUCUGAGCUGUGAAGAAAAACUCACUCUGGCAAGGAACACGCUGCAAGCCGAUGCUGCUCACCUGGAGUCUGGCCAGCCAGUGCAGUACGAAUCCGAUGUGGUCAUGUACCUGCAGGAAUGCGAGGGGCUCAUCCGGCAGCUGCAGGUGGAUGUGCAGGUCCUCCGAGAUGAGAAUUACUACCAGUUGGAGGAGCUGGUCUUCAGGAUCGUCCGGCUGCAAGAUGAGCUGGUCACGCUGAGGCUGGAAUGCACUAACUUGUACCGGAAGGGUCACUUCUCUACCUUGGAGCUGGUACAGCCAUCCACCCUGACCACUACACACUUGAAGGCAGAGCCCUUGACAAAGGGCACACACACUUCCUCUACCUCCUGGUUCCGGAAGCCCAUGACCAGGGCGGAGCUGGUGGCCAUCUCCUCUUCUGAAGAUGAAGGCAACCUCCGAUUUGUGUAUGAACUGCUGUCUUGGGUGGAAGAGAUGCAGAUGAAGCUGGAGCGGGCGGAUUGGGGCAGUGAUUUGCCGAGUGUGGAAUCUCAGCUGGAGACACAGCGGCACGUCCACUCCAGCGUGGAGGAUCUGGGCGCCAGUGUGAAGGAGGCCAGGAUGUACGAGGGUAAAAUGUCUCAGAAUUUCCGCACUAGCUACACAGAAACGCUCGGCAAGCUGGAGACACAGUACUGCAAGCUGAUGGAAACAUCGAGCUUCCGACUGCGGCAUCUCCAGAGCCUGUACGGGUUUGUGUCCCGAGCCACUGCCGAGUUAAUCUGGCUGAAUGAAAAGGAGGAAGAGGAGCUGGCGUAUGACUGGAGUGACAACAACCCCAAUAUUGCAGCCAAAAGGAAUUACUUCUCAGAGCUGACAAUGGAACUGGAAGAGAAACAGGAUGUGUUCCGGUCUCUACAAGAUACGGCGGAGCUGCUGUCAUUGGAAAAUCACCCGGCCAAACAGACUGUAGAGGCAUAUAGUGCAGCUGUCCAGUCCCAGUGGCAAUGGAUCAAACAGCUCUGCUUAUGUGUAGACCAGCAUGUGAAGGAGAAUGCUGCUUACUUCCAGUUCUUCAGCGACGCCCGAGAGUCAGAAACGUACCUGCGGAAUCUCCAGGACUCUAUCAAACGGAAGUAUUCUUGUGACCAGAACGCCAGCCUGACCCGCCUGGAAGAUCUGCUCCAGGAUUCCAUGGAUGAAAAGGAGCAGCUUAUUCAGUCGAAGAGCUCCGUCGCCAGCUUGGUUGGGCGGUCCAAAACCAUUGUUCAGCUAAAGCCAAGGAAUCCGGACCAUGUCCUGAAGAGCACCAUCUCGGUCAAGGCUGUUUGUGACUAUCGCCAGAUCGAGAUCACCAUCUGUAAAAAUGAUGAGUGUGUGCUGGAAGAUAAUUCCCAGAGGACCAAAUGGAAGGUGAUCAGCCCCACAGGCAAUGAGGCCAUGGUACCAUCUGUGUGCUUCCUGAUCCCCCCUCCUAACAAAGAGGCAAUUGACAUUGCUAACAGGGUCGAACAGCUGUACCAGAAGGUGAUGGCCCUCUGGCACCAGCUCCAUGUGAACACGAAGAGCCUGAUCUCCUGGAACUACCUGCGGAAGGACAUUGCCCUGGUGCAAGGCUGGAAUAUGGAGAAGCUAAGAUCUCUGGCCCAAGGAGAGUGCCAGCAAGCCAUGAAGAGCCUCCAGGCACACUAUGAGGACUUCUUGCAUGACAGCCAGGACUCAGAGCUCUUUUCCGGGGCUGAUCGGCUGCGCUUGGAGGAAGAAGUGAAGUUCUGCAAGGAGUACUUUCAACAGCUGCUGGAGUCCAUGGAGAACGAGGACAAAGAUGAGACCGUUGCCAGGGCAUAUCUCUCUGAGCUAAAGAACAUCCGUCUGCGCCUGGAGGAGUGUGAACAGAGACUAGUGAGGCGAAUCCAGGCCCCAAGCAGCACCAGAACAGACAGUGAUACUAUCCAGGAAAACACCUUCCACAUUGCAGAGCAGGAGCGUAUGCAGGAGGAUUUACGGCAGUUGAAGUCCAACUUGCAGCACGUUUCUGAGAAGUGUGACAGCUUCCUGCACAAGUCUCCAACUGGGUCCAGUGCCCCACACCUGCGUUCUGAGCUCAAUCUACUGGUAGAGAAGAUGGAUCACGUGUAUGGAUUUUCUUCCAUCUACCUGGAUAAGUUAAAGACGGUGGAUGUUAUUGUUCGUAGUACCCAAGGAGCAGAGUCCCUGGUCAAAGGAUAUGAAGUUAAACUGAGCCAAGAGGAGGCAGUCCCUGCUGAUAUAACAGCUAUUCAGUCUCACAGAGCUACGUUACAGCAAUGGCUCAGUGAUGUGAAGAACAAGAAUGCUGUGUUCUCUACGUUGGAAGAAGAUGUGGCAAAGGCUAAAAUCACGGGAGAGCAGCUGUAUCGUCUGAAGCAAGAGCGCAGCAUGGACCUAGAGCGGUACCAGGAGAAGGGAGCCCAGCUAUGGGAUCGCUGGCAGAGAGUUGGCUCUCAGAUUGAAACCCGCUGUUCAGAUCUGGAGAGUAUCCAGGAGGUGCUGGGGGAUUACCGGGAGUGUCACGGAGAGCUGAUCCAGUGGAUUGAGGAGACCACAGCCCAGCAGCAAUUGAUGAAACCUGGGCAAGCAGAGGACAGCAAGGUGCUCUCUGAGCAGCUGAGCCAGCAGACGGCUUUGGUUGUGGUAAUCGACAGAAAUCAAGCCAAGCUGGACCAGUGUCGGAAAUUCUCACAGCAAUACUCUGCUUCUGUCAAGGACUAUGAGCUGCAGCUCAUGACAUACAGGGCGUUUGUGGAAUCACAGCAGAAAUCUCCCAUGAAACGCAGACGCAUGCUUUCCUCCUCGGAUGCGAUCACCCAAGAGUUCAUGGAUUUACGGACUCGCUAUACAGCGUUGGUAACAUUAACCACGCAGCACGUGAAGUACAUCAGUGAUGCUCUCCGGCGGCUGGAAGAAGAGGAAAAAGCAGUAGAGGAAGAGAAGCAGGAACAUGUGGACAAGGUGAAAGAACUCCUGGGCUGGGUCUCUGGUUUGAAACAGAGCAUGCAAGUCAGGACUGGUCCACUCAAGAGCAAAGAGCUGGGAGACAUUGAGAAAUCCAUCUUGGAGCAGCAGGCUCUAAAUGAGGAGCUGGCUGCAAGGAAAGAGCAGGUCUCAGAGGCCAUCAAAACUGCACAGAUCUUCCUUGCAAAACAUAGCCACAAGCUUUCUGACCAGGAGAAGGAACAAAUUUCCACCCAACUCAGUGCCCUAAAGGACACUUACCAUCAGCUCUGCAGCGACUCUGCGGAACAGUUCCAACAGCUUCAGAGCCAUCUGGCCCAGGAGACGGAGCACAAGACUCUCCAGGGGCAGCAAGCCAUGCGCAGUCGGAAGCUGGAGGAGCUCCACGCCUGGCUGGGCCAGGCGGAGAACACACUGACAGGCCAGCAGAGAGCAGCCCAUGAAGGGGACCUACCUAUGCUGCAGCAAAUGCAAAGUGACGUUAAGGACCUGCAGAGGAACAUUCGGAGCCGGGCUGCCUCUUUCGUGGGUGUCUUGAAAGCAACCGAAGAGUUCUUAGAGGAGAACAGGGCCAAGAUGAACCCCGGGGAGUUGGCAGCCCUGCAAGAGAAACUCCGCUUCACCAAGGAGCAGUUCCAGUCUCUGCAGGAGAGGACUGAAGUGGCCCAGAAAGAACUGGAGCGCACAGUGACGGCUGCAAUGCAACAGGAGACAGAAAAGGUGAAAGCUGCCAAAGAAUUGGAGGAGAACAGGAGUAAGAUUGAGUCGCUUCUAAAUUGGGUGACGUCAUUAGAACAGAUCUGGGAGCUCUCUGAGCACAAACCUCGCCCAAUGGAACAAGCUUCAGGAGCACUCAAGGGGAAAAGCGCUCAGGACAUCCUUGACGGUCACUUAGUGGAAGUGGACCGAGUGGAAGAGAGCCUUGAUGGGCAGUAUGAGAGGCUGAAGGCACGCCAUCAGGAGCUGCUCUCCCACAGCAAGAUGUCAUACUAGCUACACAGACCGCACAGCCUUCUGGACAAACAGGGCCACAAGCUAGCACCGGAAGAGAGGCAGAGGCUUCAGGGGAGGCUGGCAGAGCUGAAGGAGCAAUACGCAGCCAACCUGUCGCAGUCCGAGAAGCAGCUGAAGCAAGUGCAGGUGCUGCGGGAUGAGCUGCAGAAAUUUAUGCGGGAUCACGGGGAGUUUGAGGCCUGGCUAGAGCAGGCGGAACAGGAGCUGGAGCGGAUGCACAAGGCGGACAGCGACCCUGAAUCGCUGAGACCAAUGCUUCUCCGGCAAGGAAGCUUCUCGGAAGAUGUGAUCUCCCACAAGGGGGAUUUGCGGUUUGUUACCAUGUCAGGACAGAAGGUGCUGGACCAGAGAGUGCAGCCAAGGAAGAGGGGCCGAGCCAUUAGCCACAGGAAACUUAGUCAAGAGCAACUGGAUGAUGCAACAAAAAGAUACACUGCUCUCCACUCAAAGUGUGCCAAGCUUGGUUCCCAUCUGAACACCUUGCUGGAUCGCUACCAGCAAUUCCAGGAAGUGGCAGAAACUCUCAGGAUGUGGCUGCAGGAGAGUGAAGCAUCUGUAGCAAAAGUCCUCUCUGAGACAGUUUCCUCACCCAGCAUUCUGCAGAAGCAGCUCACCAAUACCACGCAACUACAGGGAAAUCUUGCUGAGCAUCAGGUGCGUGAGAAGCUGCAGAAAGCAGCACGUUCCCUGCUGGAGAUAGAAGGAGAGCCAGCCCCUGAUCGCAGACGCAUUCAAGAAACCACAGAUUCCAUCGUGAGCCAUUUUCAGAGCCUUUCUGGUCAGAUGACAGAGCGCUCGGGAUCUGCUGCAGAAGUCCAUCGCCCAGUCCCAGAGCGUCAAGAAGGACUGGAGACUCUUCUGCAGUCGAUGGCUGAGAUUGAGAGCCUGGAAGGAGAGCAGCUGGCUUCUCUCUCAUCUCUCUCCUCCAGGAUCACUACCGCCACAAACGCUAAGUUGAAGCAGGACAUCGCCCGGCAGAAGAGCAGCCUAGAAGCCACCCGAGAAAUGGUGACUCGAUUCAUGGAAACGGCCAACAGCUCCACAGCCUCAGCCCUGCAGGGCAAGUUGGCCGAGGUGACGGAGCAUUUCAAUAAGCUGUGCCGGCAGCAGCAGGAGAAGGAGAACGUGCUGAAGGGCCUCCUCCCGAAGGUGGAGCAGUACGAGCACCUCUCCGAGAAGCUGCAGCAGUUCACGGAGAGCAGAGCUCGCAUGCUGGCUUCCGGAAACCAGCCGGAUCGUGACAUCGCUCACUUCUCCCAGCAGAUCCAGGUGAGAAGCGGAGCUGAAUUUAGAAUGAGGCCGCACCAAGAGGACCUGGAUACUUUAGAGGGUCUGAUCGCAGAGCUGAGCUCCUUUGGUUUCCCAGUGGUCUCCUCUCAGCACCAAGAGAAGGUGCACAGCCUAAAACAGGAUUUUGUGCGCUGCAGAAGGCAGCAAAGGAGAGAGAAAAGGAAUGCAUCAUCUUGCCAGGAACAAUUGGACGAGUUCCGAAAGUUGGUUGGAGCUAUAAAGAAGUGGCUGAAAGAAAGCGAAGGGAAUGUGCCAUCUGCAGAGACCUCCCUGGGCACCCAGGAACUGGAGAAGCGCAUGCAGCACAUCAAGGUCCUCCUGGAGGAAUGGACAGGAAAGGGGGACAAGGUGGAGGAAAUCAAUCACAAAGGGACUGCAUUAGAGAAUUUGAUUGUAGAAAUCACAGCCCCUGAUGCUCAGCCAAAGACAGGUUCUUUGCUGCCCGCUCUAGGAGUGUCAGUAGGCAGUGUAAAUGGAUACCACACCUGCAAAGAUUUGACUGAGAUCCAGUGUGACAUGUCUGAUGUGAACCGGCAGUACGAGGGACUUGGCAUGGCCUUGCGGGAACGCCAGGAGCAGCUGUCAGCCAUGCUGAAGAAGAUGCUAGAAGUCCAAGAGGAGGCAAGUUCAGUGUUGAAGUGGCUGGAGUCAAAGGAACGGACCUUGUCAGCACUUGAAACUUCUUCCUCGCACAAAACAGAGACCAUGAGAGCCCAGGCUGAGCAUAACAAGGCAUUCCUGGAUGAGUUGGAACGGAAUUCAGGAAAGAUCCAGAAAGUAAAGGAUGCACUUUCUGGCUUGCUGGAGAAGUGUCCUGACUCUCCAGCAGCAGCAAACUGGCAGAAGAUGCUGGAUAAUCUCGACUCCAGGUGGGCAAGAGCCAAUCAGAUGACAGCAGAGCGCCAGCAGAAGCUGGAGAAAUCAGCGAACCAACUGGCAAGCUUCCAGGCAGCUGAAACCCAGCUGCGCCCAUGGCUGAUGGAGAAGGAGCUAAUGAUGAGCGUGCUGGGACCCCUUUCCAUUGACCCUAACAUGCUGAAUGCGCAAAAGCAGCAGGUCCAGUUUAUGCUGAAAGAAUUUGAAGCUCGCAGACAGCAGCAUGAACAGCUGAACCAGGCAGCUCAGGGGAUACUAACCAGCCCUGGAGAUGAUUCUCCAUCAUCAAACCAGGUGCGGGAGGAGCUCCAAAGCGUGAAUCAGAAAUGGACCGAGUUAACUGAAAGACUCAACUCCCGUUCCAGCCAGAUUGACCAAGCCAUUGUCAAGAGUACCCAAUACCAAGAGCUGCUGCAGGGCUUGUCUGAGAAGGUAAAGGCAGUUGGGCAGCGACUCAGCAGCCAAUCUGCUGUCAGCACCCAGCCAGAUGCCGUGAAACAGCAACUGGAGGAAACGAGUGAGAUUCGGUCUGACCUGGGGCAGUUGGAAGAGGAGAUCAUGGAGGCUCAGACGCUCUGUGAUGAGCUGUCUGUUCUGAUUGGGGAGCAGUACCUCAAGGAUGAGCUGAGAAAGCGCCUGGAGACGGUGGCUCUCCCUCUCAAAGGCUUGGAAGACCUCGCAGCCGACCGGAUGAAUCGACUGCAGACUGUGCUCGCAAGCUCCCAGCAGUUCCAGCACAUGUUUGACGAGCUUAGGACCUGGCUGGAUGACAAACUGUGCCAGCAAGCCCAGAGCCGGCCUAUUUCUGCUAAACUGGAGAGGCUGCAGUGUCAAAUCCAGGAGCAAGAAGAGUUCCAGAAGAGCCUCAACCAGCAUAGUGGCUCCUAUGAGAUGAUUGUGGCUGAGGGAGAGUCUCUGCUUCUCGUUCAGCCUGGGGAGGAGAAGACUGCCCUGCAAAGCCAGCUGGUCAGCCUCAAAACACAUUGGGAUGAGCUCAGCAAGCAGGUCACAGAUAGAAACUCCAGACUCAAGGACUGUUUGCAGAAGGCCCAGAAAUACCAGCGGCACUUGGAAGACCUCCUUCCUUGGGUCGAGGAUUGCAGGGUGAAGAUGUCAGAGUUGGAAGUAACUCUGGACCCCGUGCAAUUGGAGGCAGGCCUUCUGAGGUCAAAAGCUAUGCUCAGUGAUGUGGAGAAGCGCCGCUCCCUUCUGGAGAUGCUGAACAGUGCUGCUGACAUCUUGAUAGAUGCUUGUCAGACUGAUGAGGAUGAGGUUCGGGAUGAGAAAGCUGGAAUCAAUCAGAAGAUGGAUGCCAUUACAGAAGAGCUGCAAGCCAAGACUGGGUCCGUUGAAGAAAUGUCGCAAAGGCUAAAGGAGUUCCAAGAAAACUUUAAGAACAUUGAGAAGAAGCUGGAAGGGGCAAAGCAUCAGCUAGAAAUCUAUGAUGCUCUAGGACCUCAAGCCUGCAGCAAUAAGAACUUGGAGAAGUUGAGGGCUCAGCAAGAAGUGCUCCAGGCCCUGGAGCCGCAGGUGGAUUAUCUGAAGAACUUCACACAAGGCCUGGUGGAAGAUGCACCAGAUGGCUCUGACUGCUCCCAGCUCUUACGGCAAGCCGAGGAUUCCCAGCAGGACUUUAAAACAGUGAAACAAAAAGUAAAUGAAUGCUGUUCGCUGAUGGAGACCAAGCUUGAAGGAAUCGGCCAGUUUAAUAACCAUGUCCGGGAGAUGUUCUCUCAACUGGCAGAUCUAGAUGAUGAACUUGAUAGCAUGGGUGCCAUCGGGAGAGACAUUGACAGCCUCCAGUCUCAAGCCGAGGAUGUUCGUACAUUCCUGGGCAGACUUCAGGGGCUGAAGUCAGACAUUGAAGCUUCUGAAGAGGAAUGCAGGCACAUGUUGGAAGAUGAAGGAAGCCCUGACUUGUUAGGGCUGAAACGUGAACUGGAGACUCUAAAUAAACAGUGCAGUAAGCUGACGGAAAGGGGCAAAAAUCGCCAAGAGCAAGUAGAAACGACACUCUCUCGAGUCGAGGACUUUUACAACAAACUGAAGGAGCUGAAUCACAUGGCCAGUGCAGCAGAGGAGAAUGACGCGCUGCAGUGGAUUGUAGGGACUGAGGUGGAAACCAUCAGUCAGCAGUUGGCAGAUUUCAAGAUGUUUCAGAAGGAGCAAGUGGAUCCCAUGCAGGUAAAACUGCAGCAAGUAAAUGGACUGGGUCAGGGACUCAUCCAGAGUGCAGGAAAAAAUUGCGAUGUACAAGGAUUGGAACAUGACAUGGAGGAGAUCAACGCCCGCUGGAACACUCUCAACAAAAAGGUGGCACAGAGAAUCGCACAGCUACAAGAGGCCCUGUUGCAUUGUGGGAAGUUUCAGGAUGCUUUGGAGCCAUUGCUGAGCUGGUUGGUAGACACAGAGGAGCUCAUCUCCAAUCAGAAACCUCCUUCUGCUGAAUACAAAGUGGUGAAAGCUCAGAUCCAAGAGCAGAAGCUGCUCCAGCGUCUCUUGGAUGAUCGCAAGGCCACUGUUGAGAUGAUUCAGGCAGAGGGCGGAAGGAUAGCGCAGUCAGCUGAGCCAAUGGACCGAGAGAAGAUUGUUUGCCAGCUGGAGAGUCUUGAAAAUAGAUGGGCAGGACUGCUUGGCAAGGCAGCAGCCAGGCAAAAACAACUGGAAGAUAUCCUGGUUCUGGCUAAACAAUUCCAUGAGACCACUGAGCCUAUUUCAGACUGGCUAUCUUUGACGGAGAAGAAACUGUCAAAUUCUGAGCCCAUUGGUACUCAGACAGCUAAAAUCCAGCAGCAGAUCACCCGUCACAAGGCACUAGAGGAAGACAUAGAGAGUCGCGCGGCUGACGUGAAUCAGGCAAUCAGUCUUGGGCAGUCUCUCACCUCCCUGAGUUGCAUAGCUGAACAGGGCUUGCUGGCAGAGAAGCUAGACUCGCUGCAGGCCCGGUACAGCGAGAUUCAAGAUCGGUGCUGCCGGAAGGCAGCCCUGCUUGAUCAGGCAUUGUCCAACGCUAGGCUCUUUGGGGAGGAUGAGGUGGAAGUGCUCAACUGGCUGGCCGAGGUUGAGGACAAGCUCAGCUUGGUAUUCGUAAAGGAUUAUAAACGGACGUCCUGAAAGCAGCAUGCUGACCAGCUGGCCCUGAAUGAGGAGAUCGUGAACAGAAAGAAGAAUGUGGACCAAGCCAUUAAAAACGGGCAAGCGCUUCUGAAACAAACCACAGGGGAAGAGGUGUUGCUAAUCCAGGAGAAGCUGGAUGGCAUCAAGACUCGUUACUCGGACAUCACAGCCACUAGCUCUAAGGCUCUCAGGACAUUAGAGCAAGCUCGGCAGUUGGCCACCAAGUUCCAGUCUACACAUGAGGAACUGACCAGUGAUGAUGAGGUGGAGGAGGAGCUGAUGUCCAGUGGGGGGCAGUCACCUGUUGGAGAGCAGAUACCCCAAUUCCAGCAGAGGCAAAAGGAGCUUAAGAAGGAGGUUAUGGAGCACAGGCUUGUUCUGGAUACUGUGAAUGAGGUGAGCCGCGCCCUCUUGGGUCUGGUGCCUUGGCGAGCCCGUGAAGGGCUGGACAAACUCGUGUCAGAUACCAACGAGCAGUACAAGAUGGUCAGUGACACUAUCAGGCAGAGAGUGGAAGAAAUAGAUGCUGCUAUACAAAGGUCACAACAGUAUGAGCAAGCUGCUGAUGCAGAAUUAGCCUGGGUUGCUGAAACCAAACGGAAAUUGAUGGCACUUGGUCCAAUUCGUCUGGAGCAAGACCAGACAACAGCCCAGCUGCAGGUCCAAAAGGCUUUCUCCAUAGACAUCAUUCGACACAAAGAUUCUAUGGAUGAGCUGUUCAGCCAGCGUAAUGAGAUAUUUGGAACAUGUGGAGAAGAACAGAAAGCUAUGCUACAGGAGAAAACAGAGUCUCUUGUGGAGCAGUACGAUGCUGUUAGCCAACUCAAUUCUGAGCGCUACGCGUGCUUAGAGCGUGCGCAGGCCUUGGUGAGCCAGUUCUGGGAGACAUAUGAAGAGCUCAACCCGUGGACAGAAGAAACACAGGCGCUUCUAGCACAGUUACCCCCUCCAGCUAUUGAUCAUGAGCAGCUCAAACAGCAGCAAGAGGAUAUGAGGCAACUAAGAGAGUCUAUAGCUGAACAUAAGCCUCAUAUUGACAAGCUGCUGAAAAUUGGACCGCAGCUGAAGGAGCUCAACCCUGAGGAAGGGGCGAUGGUACAGGAGAAAUAUUUGACCGCAGAGGCCAUGUAUGCCAGAAUCAAAGAGGAGGUGCGCCAGCGAGCUCUGGCACUAGAUGAGGCUGUUUCACAAUCCACUCAGAUCUCAGAGUUCCACGAUAAGAUCGAGCCUAUGCUGGAGACGCUGGAGAACCUUUCCUCCCGCCUGCGCAUGCCGCCCGUGAUCCCAGCCGAAGUCGAUAAAAUCAGGGAGUGCAUCAGUGAAAACAAAAAUUCCACCAUGGAGCUGGAAAAACUGCAGCCAACCUUCGAGGCGCUGAAACGCCGUGGGGAAGAGCUGAUCGGGCGAUCUCAGGGAGCAGACAAGGACCUGGCAGCCAAAGAAAUCCAGGAUAAGCUGAAUCAGAUGGUGUUUUUCUGGGAAGACAUCAAGGCUCAGGCAGAGGGACGUGAAAGUAAGUUUCUUGAUGUCCUGGAGCUGGCAGAGAAAUUCUGGUACGAAAUGGCAACCCUCCUGACUACUGUCAAAGAGACGCAGGAUAUUGUUCACGACUUGGAGAGCCCAGGCAUUGACCCAUCAAUCAUCAAGCAGCAGGUGGAGGCAGCAGAGACUAUCAAAGAGGAAACUGAUGGUGUGCAUGAAGAACUGGAGUUUAUUCGUGUGCUUGGAGCUGAAUUAAUUAUGGCCUGUGGUGAGACUGAGAAACCAGAAGUGAAGAAAAGCAUUGACGAGAUGAACAAUGCAUGGGAAAACCUAAGCAAAACCUGGAAGGAGAGGCUAGAGAAACUCGAGGAGGCUAUGCAGUCUGCUGUGCAGUAUCAGGAUACGCUACAGGCAAUGUUUGAUUGGCUGGAUAACACCGUGAUUAAGCUGUGCAGCAUGCCACCGGUCGGCACUGACCUCAACACUGUUAAGGAGCAGCUGAACGAGAUGAAGGAGUUUAAAAUGGAGGUUUACCAGCAGCAGAUUGAAAUGGAGAAGCUUAAUCACCAAGGCGAACUGAUGCUAAAAAAAGCGAUGGAUGAGACAGACAGAGACAUCAUCAGGGAACCGCUGACAGAGCUGAAACAUCUCUGGGAGAACUUGGGCGAGAAGAUUGCUCACAGACAGCACAAGUUAGAAACUGCUCUGCUGGCACUUGGUCAGUUCCAGCAUGCGCUAGCAGAACUGAUGGCCUGGCUGACCCAUACGGAAGAGUUGUUAGAUGCACAAAGACCAAUCAAUGGCGACCCAAGGGUCAUUGAAGUAGAACUUGCCAAACACCAUGUACGUGCUGAAGAUGUGUUGGCUCACCAAGCAACUGUGGAGACGGUAAAUAAAGCCGGCAAUGAGCUCCUGGAAUCCAGUGCGGGAGACGAUGCAAGCAGCCUGUGGAACCGCUUGGAGAAAUUGAAUUCGUGCUGGGAGUCUGUCCUGCAGAAAACGGAGGAGAGGGAGCAGCAGCUGCAGUCAACGCUUCAGCAGGCCCAGGGUUUCCAUGGGGAGAUUGAAGACUUCCUCCUCUGGCUAGCAAGAAUGGAGAGCCAACUGUCUGCAUCAAAACCCACAGGAGGUUUGCCAGAAACUGCCCGUGAACAACUCAAUGCCCAUAUGGAGCUGUAUGCCCAAUUCAAAGCCAAUGAAGAGGUCUACAGUCAGCUGUUGGCCAAGGGGCGAUUGAUCCUGCUAAGCCGCGAUGACUCUGGCUCUGGCUCAAAGACGGAGCAGAGUGUCAUGCUGUUGGAACAGAAAUGGAACCUGGUCAGCAACAAAAUGGAGGAGAGGAAGUCAAAGCUGGAAGACGCUCUCAACCAGGCAACAGAGUUCCAGAAUUCUCUACAGGACUUCAUUAACUGGCUGACCCUCGCAGAGCAGAGUUUAAACAUUGCACCUCCACCCAGCCUUAUCCUAAAUACCGUGCUGUCUCAGAUAGAUGAACACAAGGUUUUUGCCAAUGAAGUCAAUGCUCACCGGGACCAGAUCAUUGAGCUGGAUCAAACAGGGAACAAGCUGAAGUUCCUCAGUCAAAAGCAAGAUGUGGUUUUGAUAAAGAACCUUCUGGUCAGUGUCCAGUCCCGCUGGGAGAAAGUAGUCCAGCGUUCCGUGGAUAGAGGCCGAGCUCUUGAUGAUGCAAGGAAACGGGCUAAACAGUUCCACGAAGCUUGGAAAAAGCUGGUUGAUUGGCUGGAAGAUGCAGAGAAUCACCUGGACUCUGAGCUGGAGAUUUCCAACGAUCCAGACAAAAUCAAAUUGCAGCUCUCCAAGCACAAGGAGUUCCAAAAGACCCUCGGUGGAAAACAGCCUGUUUACGACACCACGAUCCGGACAGGCAGAGCCCUCAAAGAAAAAGCCGUGUUGCCAGAUGACACUCAGACACUGGACAACCUCCUUGGAGAAGUCCGGGACAAGUGGGACACAGUCUGCGGCAAAUCUGUGGAAAGGCAGCACAAGCUGGAAGAAGCCCUGCUGUUCUCUGGUCAAUUCAUGGAUGCGCUUCAGGCCUUGGUGGACUGGCUGUACAAGGUGGAGCCCCAGUUGGCUGAAGACCAACCAGUCCAUGGUGAUCUCGAUCUGGUCAUGAACUUGAUGGAUGCUCAUAAGGUUUUCCAGAAGGAACUGGGGAAGCGCACGGGCACCGUGCAGGUGCUCAAACGCUCGGGCCGAGAGCUCAUCGAGAGCAGCCGGGAUGACACUACCUGGGUUAAAGGGCAGCUUCAAGAGUUGAGCAAUCGUUGGGACACGGUGUGCAAGCUGUCCGUGUCCAAACAAACCCGGCUGGAGAAGGCGUUGAAGCAGGCAGAGGAAUUCCGGACUGCAGUCCAUAUGCUGUUGGAGUGGCUCUCCGAGGCAGAACAGACCCUGCGCUUUAGGGGAGCUCUGCCUGAUGAUGCUGAUGCGCUGCAGUCACUCAUUGACAUACACAAGGAGUUCAUGAAGAAAGUGGAGGAAAAGAGAGUGGAUGUGAACGCGGCGGUGGGGAUGGGAGAAGUUAUCCUGGCUGCAUGCCACCCAGACUGCAUCACCACAAUUAAACACUGGAUCACCAUCAUCCGAGCCAGGUUUGAGGAGGUUCUGACCUGGGCAAAGCAGCACCAGCAGAGGCUUGAGACUGCACUUUCAGAAUUGGUGGUUAAUGCAGAGCUCUUGGAGAAACUCUUAUCGUGGAUUCAGUGGGCCGAGACCACACUUAUCCAGCGGGAUCAAGAACCAAUGCCACAAAAUAUCGAUCAGGUCAAAGCCCUCAUCUUUGAACACCAGUCCUUUAUGGAGGAGAUGACACAAAAACAGCCGGACGUGGACCGGGUCACUAAGACGUACAAGAGGAAAGCCACAGAACCAGCUCACGGACCUUUCAUUGAGAAAUCCCGCAGCAACAGGAAAUCCUUGAGUCACCCUGCCCCUCCUCCCAUGCCAGUUCUCUCCCAGUCAGAAACGAAGAACCCCCGGAUUAACCAGCUCUCCGCACGCUGGCAGCAGGUGUGGCUGCUGGCACUGGAACGCCAGCGGAAGCUCAAUGACACUCUUGAUAGGCUGGAGGAGUUGAAGGAGUUUGCGAACUUUGACUUUGACAUCUGGAGAAAGAAAUACAUGCGCUGGAUGAAUCACAAGAAAUCACGGGUGAUGGACUUCUUCCGGCGUAUCGACAAAGAUCAGGAUGGAAAAAUCACCCGGCAGGAGUUUAUUGAUGGAAUCUUAGCAUCUAAAUUCCCCACCACUAAGUUAGAGAUGACUGCUGUGGCUGACAUCUUUGACCGGGACGGGGAUGGCUAUAUUGAUUACUAUGAGUUUGUGGCUGCUCUCCAUCCUAACAAAGAUGCUUACCGGCCAACCACAGAUGCCGACAAAAUUGAGGAUGAGGUCACAAGGCAGGUGGCACAGUGUAAAUGUGCAAAGAGGUUUCAAGUGGAGCAGAUUGGAGAGAAUAAGUAUCGGUUUGGUGAUUCCCAGCAAUUGCGACUGGUCCGUAUUUUGCGCAGCACUGUCAUGGUUCGAGUUGGAGGAGGAUGGAUGGCCCUGGAUGAAUUUUUAGUGAAAAAUGACCCUUGCAGAGCACGAGGAAGGACCAACCUGGAACUUAGAGAGAAGUUUAUUUUACCAGAGGGAGCCUCGCAGGGAAUGACGCCUUUCAGGUCACGGGGUCGAAGGUCGAAACCCUCCUCCCGGGCUGCCUCCCCAACACGCUCCAGCUCUAGUGCAAGCCAGAGUAAUCACAGCUGCGCGUCCGUGCCGUCCUCUCCUGCAACGCCUGCGAGUGGAGCCAAGGUGACUCCGUCUGCAGGCAGCAAGCUGAAGCGACCGACUUUUCACUCUAGUCGAACUUCUCUUGCGGGCGAUACCAGUAAUAGUUCCUCUCCAGUCUCUACAGGUGCCAGAACCAAUCGGGCUGAUCCUAAAAAAACAGCCAGUCGUCCCACAAGUCGCGCUGGAAGUCGGGCAGGGAGUCGGGCCAGCAGUCGGCGGGGAAGUGAUGCCUCCGAUUUUGACCUUUUGGAAACUCAGUCAGCCUGUUCGGACACUUCAGAAAGCAGCGCGGCAGGGGUUCAAGGCAGUUCGCGACGGGGGUUGGCAAAACCUUCCAAAAUCCCAACCAUGUCCAAGAAAACUACCACUCCCACCCCCAAAACUCCAGGCCCCAAGAGAUAAUACUGUACCACCACCCCCUAAAACAAAACAAACCUGUGUCCAGUUUUUAACCCUGCUACGUACAUUGGAUGUAUAUUUAUUCUAAACAGGAAAAAUUAUAUUGUUAAAAGUGUAAAAGAAUAAUUGUGUUAUGAAGCUGCCUUAUUUGUUUUUUUUUUUCUUUUUUGUAAGUUACUAUUUUCAUGUGAAUAUUUAUGUAGAUAAAAUUUGCCUCCUGGUCACCCCUAUUCACAGUGGGGCCCAGAAAACUGAAAUGUGGGAGAGGGAAAGCAAGCAAAAAAAGUCAAGAUGUGAAAGUGUAAAAAAAAAAAAAAAAAAAUUAAGAAAAAAAUUAUAAAUAGGAUUUCUGCGCGGUGCAGGGUGUGAACCUGCUUUAUCUUUUAGGAUUGUUCCUAAAUGCCUCUUUAUAAACUUGACUUGCUGUCUCAGCGAGAUAAAUUAUAUUUAAAAAACAAAAAAACAGAAUCCUACAGUGUUCAAAGAACUCUUUUUUUGUGAAUCAUGGAUACCUCAAACAGAGACACAUGAGGUGAGGGGAUUUGGGGCAUCUGCUUCCAUUUUUUUAAAGGUUAUGUGAUUUUACCUGAAGAAAUCGGAGUUUGUUUGAAUUAAUAACAUUUGCACAUGCUACAGUAAAGAGGUUCAUUACAAAUGCUGUCUUUAAAAUACUGUCCCAGCACUUAUGCUUUUAAAGAGCAAAUAAUAGUGAUGGGUUUUGGGGGUAGAACUUUAAAGCUAUCCAGAAGAGAGUGCUGGGUUGGCAACCCUACAGAUAUGUCCUUUAGAGGAUGGGACCAAAAGGUGCUUCUGUCACUUCCUGUCCUACCCGUUAGAAGACUCUUCUGGAUGGCCACCCAGUCAGUUCGCAUAAGAGACUGACUCACGUUGUUUGUUACAGAAUUGCUAUUUAUCUGCACCUCUUUUCCUAUUUAUUAUUUGAAUGGUCAUUCUACUUCAAACCAGACUGAGAUUUACGUCACCCCUGCUCCUAGAAGAAACCCAGGAUUUACAUGCACAGUUGCUUGUCCUUUCAAUGAGUCUCACCAGCGCACUUGCUAGCAAGUCCUAUCUCGCUUUUGUAUGCGACUUCUCUUUGUGAUAAAAUCAACUGACCAAGUGACCACGCGGGUGGGUCUGGGGAGGGGCUAUCUGGACUUCCUGUAUUUAUUAUUGUUCCUCUUCAGCUCUGACCAUAUUGCUGUGUGAUUCUCUCAAUUGGUUUAAUUGAGGCAGAAACUGAAGCUCAACCAAUGAACUGUUUAAAACAGUUUUUUUGUAUUAAAAUUGCUUGCAGUAAUAACAA
This is a messenger RNA of Dermochelys coriacea (leatherback sea turtle), 17590 nucleotides long. It is a transcript of the gene MACF1, whose product is annotated as microtubule actin crosslinking factor 1. The record is from RefSeq and is a predicted model, not a curated record. Gene Ontology annotation, biological process: regulation of focal adhesion assembly; intermediate filament cytoskeleton organization; wound healing. Gene Ontology annotation, cellular component: microtubule; membrane; actin cytoskeleton. NCBI's taxonomy places the organism in Eukaryota, Metazoa, Chordata, Testudines, Dermochelyidae. Gene Ontology annotation, molecular function: microtubule binding; structural molecule activity; cadherin binding.